This is a messenger RNA of Hydra vulgaris (swiftwater hydra), 2014 nucleotides long. The record is from RefSeq and is a predicted model, not a curated record. Lineage: Eukaryota; Metazoa; Cnidaria; Hydrozoa; Anthoathecata; Hydridae.
CGGAAUAGAUUUUGUUUUGUGUGAACAAACAAGCAAAGAUAUUAAAAUAGAAUUGUCCGCUGAACUAAAAAAAUUUUAUCUUGAAUAUUAUGGAAAAAUUGAUGAACUUGAACCUCUGUUAAAAGCAUCUGUAAAUGUUGAUCUAAUACAAAAAUAUGUUGAUCUAUGUAUUGUUAAUUCCGUGACUGCUCAAAAAGAUGCUGUUUUUAGUGUUGAACGUACCAAAUUCCUUGAUAAGCAAAUGCGUUAUGCAACAAUUCCAUAUAGUGAAAUAUUUACAAAAGAAAAAUCUGUAAUGUUAUUAUCUGGAAUAGCUGGUAUUGGAAAAACAUGGUUGCUUAGAAAAUGUUUGCUUGAUUGGUCAAAUGGUUUAAUUUGGAAAAAUGUUGAACUUGUUUUUUAUUUGGAAUGCAGGAGGCUUAAUCAAUAUUCAAAUAUUUCCAAUAUAAAUGAAUUACUAAAUGUUUUCUACAAAGAUAUUACAAAUGACUUUAAAAUUAGUAAUUACACUGCACUGUUUAUAGUUGAUGGAUUAGAUGAGUUUAAAUAUUUCAAUGAGUUAUUAAAUCCAAGUUUGACUUGUAAAUAUCCGAUUGUUAAUACUUUAGCAGAAAUUCAAAAUUACAAACACAUAAUUGCUGGUAGAGUUUAUGCAACUGAUCAGUACCAAAGUGUAUCUGCAGAACAAAGCAAUAAGUUAACUAUUCAAAUAAUGGGAUUUAAUGAAAAUGGAAUAAAUAAUUAUAUAGAAAGUCAUGUUGUGGAAGAAAAAAAAGAAGUUGUAAAAACAACUUUGACGGAAUCUCCCAUUGCUAAAGCCAUGGCAUCUGUUCCAUUUUAUUUAUCUUCAAUGUGUAAAAUAAUUAGUGAUGUAGAAAUAAUAAAUAAAAAUUCCUUCUUAACAAUGACAGAUUUGUAUGCAAAUGUUUUUUUAUACUUUAUGCGCAAACACAUCAUCAAAAACAAUAAAUUGGUAUAUAAGAUAAUGGAAGACAAUACCAAUAAAAAAUAUAUUUUAAAUAUUUGUAAAAUUGCAUAUAAUUUGUUUCUUGAAAAUAAGAUAAUUUUUUCCAAAGAAGAAUUUCAAGAUUUUCUUAGUGAUCUUGAUAAAAAAGAAGGUGAUUUUUUUGGAUUUAUAGAAAGGAUUGAAACAGAUUUGGGUUACUACUAUCAGUUUGCACAUUUGACAAUAAUGGAGUUUUGUGCAUCUGUAUAUGCAUAUAAUUGUUUAAAUAGUGAUGAGAUUAUGGCCAGUAAAAAACUGAAGAGUUGUUUAUCAAUGAUUUGUGGGUUGGCCAAUAAAAACCAAAACAGUUUUAUAAAGUUUCUUGUUAACCUGAAUCCUUCGAAAAAAUCUAAUGAAGAACCAUCACUUUUGUGUUCAAUUUUAGAUCGUCUAGGUAAAAGUAACGUCUAUGAAUAUUACCAUUUUUUAAUUAUUGAAUGUUUUUAUGAAAGUCAAUCAUCAUUUACUGAUGAAAUAAAAUCAGUUGUUGAUAAACAAAUAUUCAUUAUUUCGAUUAACGAUGGAAAAACUUCUUACUUUACUUCUUGCGAAAAUUAUUUCAUAAGUCAUUUCGUAAAAUCUGGAAGAAAGUUAGAACAGUUAAAUGUUAAUAAAAAUAUUUUAAGUGAUGAAGAAAAAAAACUUUUAAUACAAUGUUCAACUAAUGUUCGCAAAGUCAUCUUUUAUCGUCCAAUUAAUUUCGAAGGGUGGAAACCGAAAUAUAAGAUUGAAGAGUUGAAGAUAUCGAUCUCAUAUUAUUUAAUAACAAAAAAAAAUUUUCAAGAAAACAUUCUUCCGUGGAUUAAUCUUUGUGAAGAAUUAGUUCUUGAACUUCACGACAACAUUGAUUUUAUUAAAGAAAUUUAUGAAUGGAUUUGUUGUUCGAACAUCAAGAAGUUUGAGAUCAGGUACCGUGGAAAAUAUUUUUGUAACCUCGAUAAAUUAAAAAGUUUUACAACACAAAAUAAUGUUUAAUACUUUAAAUAUAUUAAAUAAAAACAAUAAUUU